AGGGUCUAGAGAGCAACAUCUUCUAUAUAUAUAUAUAUUCUAAUAUUGAUCAUUUUGUUAAGAGAUUGAAAAGUUAUGGAGAAGCAAGAGUUGGAUUAUGUGCUCGUUCCUUUGGGGAUCGGGUUGAUGGUAGCUUACCACUUUUGGCUACUCUUUAGGGUCAUUAGCCAACCGACCAAGACCGUGAUUGGCAUCAACGCCAUCAACCGCCGACUUUGGGUCCGAACCAUGAUGAAGGAUUUCAAGAAUGCAGUGCUAGCGGUCCAAACAUUCCGAAACAACAUAAUGGUGUCAACCCUCAUGGCGUCGACGGCCAUAACCCUCAGCUCCCUCAUCGCCGUCCUAAUGACCAACGGCUCCCUCAUCCACGACAGCCAAACCCUUUUCAUCGGCAACAAAUCCGAUCUCAACAACUCCAUCAAGUUCUUCUCCAUCCUCGUCUGCUUCCUCCUGGCUUUCCUCAUGAACGUUCAAUCCAUUCGAUACUACAGCCAUGCCAACAUCCUCAUUAAUGUCCCCAUUGCAAAAAACAGGGCGGUGGCGGUGAACUACGUGGCCAGGGCGCUUAACAGGGGAGGGUAUUUUUGGUCAAUCGGGCUGAGGGCGUAUUAUUUUUCGUUUCCGUUGUUUUUGUGGGUGUUUGGUCCGAUACCGAUGUUUGUUUGUUGUGUUGUUAUGGUAUUCGUGUUGUAUUUUUUAGAUGUGAAUACGGAUGGUGGGGGUGGCGAGGAUCAGGUGUGGAUGGACCCGGACGACGAUGAGGGAGAGUGUUAGAAUAUUGACGGGCCGGAGUAUGGAUUUUGCCAGUACAUACGAGGUUCGACUGUCGACUUUAUGUGCUUUAGGCUCAGAGAUGAUGUAGAUGAUGUUCUGAUAAGAUUUGUAUUCAUGCGUUUGUAUUUAUUAGUAGGUUGAGUUGAAUUCAACUGUCGUUGAAUUUAUCUCUAAAAACACUUGAAUGUUGUAUCCAGGCGUAUCAACAAUAUUUUUCUAUCUAUCUAUAAACGGUGAAUGUUGAUAUA
Asparagus officinalis (garden asparagus) is the source of this 1022-nucleotide messenger RNA. RefSeq lists its product as uncharacterized. The transcript has 2 exons. The record is from RefSeq and is a predicted model, not a curated record. Bases 76 to 774 code for a protein of 232 amino acids. Lineage: Eukaryota; Viridiplantae; Streptophyta; Magnoliopsida; Asparagales; Asparagaceae.